AUGGACGUAACGUCGCCGCUGCUCAUGAAUGGCGCCGCCGCAUCCGUCGCAGACUCGACCGUUUCCAGCCGCCUACCCGUUAGCGUGAACAAGCCCACGCCUUUCACUUUUGAUCUGGGCAACCUGCUUGCAAACGACCCAAACCCCGUCCCCGCUGGCGCCGACGAAGGAGCUCUCGCCGCCACUGCCCGUGACGCCGCCCAGGCCCUCAUCAACCAGCUCCUCUCUACAUGCGAAAUAAAGUCAAAUUCGGAUGGCGUACAUCUUGUUCUCCCCGCACCGUCAACGCCCCUGCCGCGUGAGAAGCCGAUUCCCGCUGCAAAGGAGCCCACCAAGUGGGAGCGCUUCGCUGCCAAGAAGGGUAUCAAGGACAAGAAACGUGAUGGCAACUUGGUUUACGACGAUGCGACGGGUGAAUGGGUCCCCAAGUGGGGCUACAAGGGCAAGAACAAACAUGGCGAGACCGAGUGGCUGGUCGAGGUUGAUGAGAAGAAGGAAGCUGCGACAGGCGAGGCCCAUGACCAGCGCGCGGAUAGUCGCAAGGAACGCAAGGAGAGGAUUAGGCGCAACGAGAGGAAACAGCGUGCAAACGACGUCAAGUCUCGCAAGACUGCUGUAUGAGAUGAACCACAUGAGCUUUGCUUAAGCUAGGCACUGUCUAGCCAACCCUCGGACCUUAUCAUGUAUGUAUUCACCUUCGUGCGCAUACGCACUUUUAUCAGCCACUCCAUCUCAAUCAGGCCAACAUAGCAGCCGAGUCUUGCAGCAUAGCCUGUCAUGCAUGUCUCCGCUGUCUGGUGUGUUGGACAUUGCACGUGCAGCAUGCAAAGCAAAACCCGCACAACCAAAUCACAUCGGCAAAUGUUGAGAGAUAGGCAAGCUGCAACACACACACAUCAUAUAGCUUCCUGCGAUAUCCUGAUCUGGAAAUUAUAUCGACAUGUCUACUGUUUCUCA
This is a messenger RNA of Pyrenophora tritici-repentis Pt-1C-BFP, 957 nucleotides long. RefSeq names its product RRS1, protein involved in ribosome biogenesis. Gene Ontology annotation, biological process: ribosomal large subunit biogenesis; endonucleolytic cleavage in ITS1 to separate SSU-rRNA from 5.8S rRNA and LSU-rRNA from tricistronic rRNA transcript (SSU-rRNA, 5.8S rRNA, LSU-rRNA); ribosome biogenesis. Lineage: Eukaryota; Fungi; Ascomycota; Dothideomycetes; Pleosporales; Pleosporaceae. Gene Ontology annotation, molecular function: protein binding. The record is from RefSeq and is a predicted model, not a curated record. Gene Ontology annotation, cellular component: preribosome, large subunit precursor; nucleus; nucleolus.